Papaver somniferum (opium poppy) is the source of this 537-nucleotide messenger RNA. RefSeq lists its product as uncharacterized. The record is from RefSeq and is a predicted model, not a curated record. The coding region runs from base 1 to 537 and encodes 178 amino acids. NCBI's taxonomy places the organism in Eukaryota, Viridiplantae, Streptophyta, Magnoliopsida, Ranunculales, Papaveraceae. The transcript has a single exon.
AUGCCGAAAAUAUUGAUUGACAGAGGAACUUCCGUUGAGAUCUUGUUUUACGAGACGUUAAAACAAAUGGGCCUCAAAGACGAAUGCCUUAUACCAUCUAACUAUCACAUAUUUGGUUCCAAUGGCUCGUCCGCUCGUCCGAGAGGAGAGGUAGCCCUGGAGGUUCGUGUGGGAAAAAUCCUCACCCUCACCACAUUCUGUGUUGUGGACGUAAUAUUACCAUACACAUCCAUUGUUGGGAGAUCUUGGAUCCAUGGGAUCAAAGGAGUUGCAUCAACUUAUCAUCAGAGAAUAAGGUUUCCAAUACCCGAUGGGAUCGCGGAGGUCAUUGGAGACUCAGGCGAGGCUAAGUACUGUUACAACAUGGACGUACAAAAAGGCGAAAAGAAGGUCAAUUCCCCUAAAGCAAAGAAGGAAAGAGCCAAGCAUGCUAAGGGCCAGACUGAAAUCAAUGCUUACACGGUGGAAACAAACAAAACAAAGAGUUCAGGCGAUAUGUCAAUCCAAACCUCGGACAUUCCUAUGGAGCCAUUAUAG